Colletotrichum truncatum is the source of this 954-nucleotide messenger RNA. Its product is annotated as Alkali-sensitive linkage protein 1-like protein 1. The record is from RefSeq and is a predicted model, not a curated record. Gene Ontology annotation, cellular component: fungal-type cell wall. NCBI's taxonomy places the organism in Eukaryota, Fungi, Ascomycota, Sordariomycetes, Glomerellales, Glomerellaceae. Gene Ontology annotation, biological process: fungal-type cell wall polysaccharide metabolic process.
AUGGGCCGAGCAAGUUAUCUACUGCUAGCUUCGCUGGCUGUCAGUACAGUCCUUGCACAGUCCGACCUUCAUUCGAAGCGUGGUUUGGCAUAUCACGGUGACGACCACGAAUCCGAUAAUCAACUCCUGACUUCGGAAAAUUCACUCAUCAGCUGGUAUUACACCUGGUCAUCAUGGCCAGCUCAAGGCCUCAACAACUCAAUUGCUUUCCUUCCUCUUAUUCACGGUGUUGACGACGCCAAAGAUGCCGAGCUUAGGCCUCGUCUCAAUCGCCUUCCCGAGUCCUCCACCCACCUCUUGACUUUCAACGAGCCAGAUGGUAGCACCGGGUCUGGAGGCAGUAACAUUGACCCGGAAGACGCGGCAAAGGCCUACAUUGAAAACAUCAUCCCGCUCCGCGAUUCUGAUUCCAGAAGAUGGAACAUCAGCCAUCCUGUCGUCACCGGAUCUCCACAGGGCCUAGAGUGGCUGCGCAAAUUCAACGAGUCUUGCUACGACAUUGACGACAACGGUUGCCCUACGGACUUUGUCGCAGUGCACUGGUACGGUGACGCAAUCGGUCUCCAGAACUGGUUGGGAUCACUGCGGGACUUUUACAACGAGACUUCGCCGGAUCUCAAGUUCUGGAUCACGGAGAUGGCCCUGCCAAAGCAGGACUCGGAUGCCACUCUCGCCAUGAUGAACCAAAGUCUGACGUUUUUGGAUGAUGCCGACUACGUUGAAGGCUAUGCGUGGUUUGGCGCCUUCCGCAAGAAUGAGGCAAACGAGUGGACUGGCGACGAUGUGUCGCUGUUUGACAAUGACGGAGGCCUGACUGAGCUUGGCGCAUUGUACCUGGGAGGUGAUGAGCGAGGUUUUGCAAAGGGCCAGAAGGGCAGCUUCGCCAGCUCCGUUUUCCCUACCAGGCUGCUGCUCUGGACCGCCAUGUUGGCGGCUGUUUUGGCAGUUUGGUAA